GAGGUUCCUGACUGAGUUCUUCAGUUCUUCUUUGCUCCAUCAUGCUUCUGUCUCUGGCCCUCGUCCUGCAGCUGCUGGACUUUAGUCCAGUGCAGAGCUACUCCUUAAAGGCAUUUCAUAAAGAGAGCUCUGUAGAGACUGAUAACAGCACUGAGCAGGACUAUUUUUCAGUGUCUGCCAUAAUUGAACGAGCCAACAAGAAUGUCGACCAAACCCUGGAUGAAUCCACAGUUUUGUUUGGUGAUAUAGCAGAAUAUACUGGCUUCCAGAAUGCAGACCCAUGCAUAUCUCGUGGGUGCAAAUGGUCCAAACACAAAAAAGGAAAGGUUUAUGUGCCCUAUAGUAUUUCCAACCAAUACUCAAUCCGUGAAAAACAAAUUAUUCAAGGUGCUCUAUACUCUUUUGCAAAUACCACCUGCAUACGAUUCAUACCUCGCUACAGACAACAAGACUACCUUCACAUUAAGUCUGAAUCAGGGUGCUACUCCUUUGUGGGCCGUAGGGGUGGAGAGCAGGUUGUGUCUCUACAACGCUUUGGGUGUGUCUAUCAUGGUGUUGUCCAACAUGAGCUUCUCCACGCCCUCGGCUUCAAGCAUGAACAGACCCGCAGUGACCGUGAUGUGCAUGUCCGAAUCCUCUACCAAAACAUUAUUCAUGGAAUGGAACAUAACUUCCAAAAAUUCCAAACUAACAACCUUGGCACCCCAUAUGACUACAACUCCAUCAUGCAUUAUGGAAGAUACGCUUUCUCCAAGAACACGGAGCCAACCAUCAUUCCUAUCCCAAACAAUAAUGUUGCUAUUGGACGAGCCACUGAGAUGAGCCGUGUUGACUUCCAGCGAGUUAAUAAACUCUACUGCGGUUAAUGUCUGAAAAAGGAGGUUUUGCUCAUGUAUGCCCCUAGAGGUUUUCAGAAAAAGGUUUUCAGAAAAUUAGGAUUAGUCCAUAGAACCCCGGUUCCUUGUCUUGGACUUCAGUCACUCCAGUUACUAGACUGAUGUAGCAUUAUAUAACUAAAGUAUUAAAAACUUUCAGGUCAUAAAUUUACUUUCUCUUAAUGCCAGUUUGUAGCAAAAAAAAUAUUUUCUGUUUUAAAAUAAGUGUGAAAAUAGCAUUAGGAACUUACAGAAAAAAGUGUCUUAAAAGGUGAAAUGGUGGGAAUGGCUAUUCUUAAUAAACACUGCUUUAACACA
Molecule: messenger RNA, 1193 nt
Organism: Electrophorus electricus (electric eel)
Lineage: Eukaryota; Metazoa; Chordata; Actinopteri; Gymnotiformes; Gymnotidae
Source: RefSeq, a predicted model, not a curated record